AUGGAGCGAUUACUUUCAUCGGUUUCACGACCAAGACUUGCAUCAAUUCGAUGCAUUCCACAAUUAACUGUAUUGGCUCGUACAACACAUAAAUCAUUUAAUGGAUCAUCUGACACCUAUAUCGAGAGCAUGUAUGAACAAUGGUCUAAAGAUCCACAAUCAGUUCAUAAAUCAUGGGAUUUGUAUUUUUGUAAUCAAAAUCAACAAAAAACUUCAACACCAGACCUUUUUCUAUGUUCACCAGGUUUCUCACGAUAUGAUAAAGUGAUAAAUUCUAGUGAGAACCAAUUUCCAGUUUCUAAUCGAAUACAAACAGAUGGUAGUCGAGAAAGAAAAAUAUUUAAUAGUAAACUUGUCGAUGAUCACGUGGCUGUCGCUUCUCUUAUUCGAUCUUUCCAGGUGCGCGGCCAUAAAUUAGCUAAACUUGAUCCACUUGAAAUCUCAACAAUUGAUCUUGAUUCGGAAAGACCAACUGAUUUAUCAUAUAAAUUUUAUCGUUUCACUGAAGCUGAUCUUGAUCGAACAUUUUUUCUACCACCUGGUACUUAUAUUGGUGGCGAGGAAAAUCAACUUCCUUUACGUGAAAUUAUUCGACGAUUAGAAAAUAUUUAUUGUCAAACAGUUGCUGUUGAAUAUAUGCACAUAAAUAGUCAUGAAAAAUGUAAUUGGAUUCGUCAACGAUUUGAAGAUCCAUCAAAGAAAGUAUUAGAGAUACAAGAAAUUGAACGUGCAGCUCGACGACUAAUUCAUGCAUCAAAAUUUGAAGAAUUUUUAAAGAAAAAAUGGACUACAGAGAAACGUUUCGGCCUUGAAGGAUGUGAAGUAUUAAUACCAGCUAUGAAAAUGGUUAUUGAUACAGUAGCAAGUACAGGUGUUGACACAGUUAUUAUGGGCAUGCCACAUCGUGGUCGUCUUAAUGUUCUCAGUAAUGUUACAAAGAAAGCAUUAGACGAACUUCUACGUCUAUUUAAUGACAAAAUAGCAACGGAUGGUGAACCUGAAACUGGUGAUGUUAAAUAUCAUUUGGGAACAUAUAUUGAACGUUUAUAUUCUGCGACGAAUUCAAAAAUUAAAUUUAUACUCUUAGCUAAUCCAUCACAUCUUGAAGCUGUGAAUCCUGUUGUUCAAGGUCGAACUCGAGCUGAACAAUUUUAUCGUAACGAUAAACAAGGUGACAAAGUGAUGAGUAUAUUAUUACAUGGCGAUGCAGCUUUUGCUGGUCAAGGUGUAGUUUUUGAAACAUUUCAUUUAACUCAUUUACCAGAUUAUACAACUCAUGGAACUGUUCAUAUUAUUUGUAACAAUCAGAUUGGUUUUACUACGGAUCCACGUGUAGCUCGUUCAAGCCCCUAUUGUACUGAUGUAGCAAGAGUUGUUAAUGCACCAAUAUUUCAUGUUAAUGCCGAUGAUGUUGAUUCAGUUUUAUAUGUAGCUAAAGUAGCUGCUGAAUGGAGAUGUAAAUUUAAAACAGAUGUUGUUAUUGAUCUAGUUGGUUACCGGCGUCAUGGUCAUAAUGAAGCUGAUGAACCUAUGUUUACACAACCACAUAUGUAUGGUAAAAUUAAGGAACAAACCCCGGUGUUGAAAAAGUGGAUUGACAAAUUACUUAAAAGCAAUAUAAUCAAACAAGAAUGGUAUGAAGCUGAAGUAACUAAAUAUGAGAAAUUUAUUGAUACUGCAUGGACAAAUUCUAAAAAUUCUGCUGUUGUUAAAAUCAAAAGUUGGAUUGAUGCACCAUGGAAAGGAUUUUUUAAUAAACACGGUCCUUUUCCUUAUCCAAAAACUGGUAUAUCUGAAGAUAAAGUAAAAAAUAUCGGUAUUAAAGCUUAUGAACCACCAAAAGAUUUGAAUCUUCAUCGAGGUCUUAAACGUAUAUUUGACAAUCGUAUUAAAAUGUUAGAAGAACGUCAAAUUGAUUGGGCAUUAGCAGAGUCAAUAGCAAUUGGAAGUAUUUUAGAUUCUGGACAUCAUGUUCGUCUUAGUGGACAAGAUGUUGAACGAGGAACAUUCUCACAUCGUCAUCAUGUCUUACAUGAUCAAGAAAAAGAUUUAGUUACUUAUAUACCUUUGAAUAAUCUUCAUCAAACACAAGGAAAUUAUACAAUAUGUAAUAGUUCAUUAUCAGAAUUUGCAGUAUUAGGUUUUGAACUUGGAUAUUCAACAUCAAAUCCAUAUUCACUUGUGAUAUGGGAAGCACAAUUUGGUGAUUUUGCUAAUACUGCUCAAUGUAUUAUUGAUCAAUUCAUUUCAAGUGGUCAAGCUAAAUGGGUUCGUCAAAGUGGAAUUGUUCUUCUUCUACCUCAUGGAUACGAAGGACAAGGACCAGAACAUUCAUCUGCUCGAUUAGAACGAUUUUUACAGAUGUCAGCUGAAGAUGAAGAUCAUGUACCAGAAAUUAAAAACAGCGUAUAUAAUGAUCUAUCAAUGUAUCAACUAGAUCAAACAAAUUGGAUAAUAGCAAAUGUAACAACUCCAGCAAAUUUUUUUCAUAUUCUUCGCCGUCAAACAGCACUUCCAUUCCGUAAACCAUUAAUAAUAAUGUCACCAAAAUCUUUACUUCGUUUACCUGAAUGUCGUUCAUCAUUUGAUGAAAUAAUAGAUGGUACAAGUUUUAAACUUAUUUAUCCAGAAGAUGGUGUAGCAUCGACUAAUCCUGAUCAAGUCAAAAAACUUAUUUUUUGUUCUGGAAAAACUUACUAUGAUUUAAUAAACGAACGAACAGGAGAAAAACUUGAUUCUCAAAUAGCUAUUGUACGUAUUGAACAAUUAUGUCCAUUUCCAUUUGAUUCAAUUCGUAUGGAACUUGAAAAAUAUAAAAACGCAAAAGUAUGUUUUGCACAAGAAGAACAUAAAAAUAUGGGAUCGUAUUCAUUCUGUAAACCACGUCUUGCUAGCGUUCUCCGAGAAAUGAAUGAUAAACGUGCUAAUGAAAUCAAUUAUGCUGGACGUGAUGCAGCUGCAGCAACAGCGACUGGUUUGAAAUCAAUUGAUAAGAGUGAAAAGAAAAAAUAUAUGCAUGAAGCAAUGGAAAUAUAA
Adineta steineri is the source of this 3036-nucleotide messenger RNA. The record is from the annotation of a GenBank genome assembly. Lineage: Eukaryota; Metazoa; Rotifera; Eurotatoria; Adinetida; Adinetidae.